AUGGAUAUUAUAGAUGAACCAGCCGACCCAUUUGCCAUCAAGCAACUAGUCAGCCUAGAUUCAGCGAAUAACAUUGAGAGGGAAACAUUCGUGCCUAAAAGCACUGAAAGAGCCCCCAAAUAUCGUGAUUAUAGCCUCUCUACAAGAGAGCUUUUUUUUAAAAACAAGAUAGAAAAGCUGACGUCAGUCAAGGCUGCUGCACUUCAUGUAGGUGUCAAAGAAAGCACUGCGCGCAUCUGGUGGAAAAAAUACCAAGAAGAUCCUGAUUCAUUUGUUCUCGGCAAGAGCACCAAUCGCCAGAACAGACCGAAACCACAGCUUCAGGAUACACAUAAGGAAUGCUUGAAACAAUUUUACGACGAGAAUCCUAAUGCCUAUAGGAUGCUGCUGAAACGCUCACGAGCAAGUUCGAAGGCCUGA
This is a messenger RNA of Mycotypha africana, 420 nucleotides long. RefSeq lists its product as uncharacterized. Bases 1 to 420 code for a protein of 139 amino acids. The transcript has a single exon. Lineage: Eukaryota; Fungi; Mucoromycota; Mucoromycetes; Mucorales; Mycotyphaceae. The record is from RefSeq and is a predicted model, not a curated record.